Molecule: messenger RNA, 1415 nt
Organism: Closterium sp. NIES-67
Lineage: Eukaryota; Viridiplantae; Streptophyta; Zygnematophyceae; Desmidiales; Closteriaceae
Source: the annotation of a GenBank genome assembly
AUGACAUUGUGCCGAUCAGGGCCUAGCUCUAGCUCUGUGCCAUGCCGAGCCAACGCGUCGUUGGGAGUGCGCUCCGAGUUGCUGUUAUGAAAACCCUUCCUAAGUGAGCAGCCAGUUAUGUUCCAACUGCAGUCGGCUUCAAAGGUGAUUUGACGUUGUGAUAAUGGCUAAGCUCGGAAGCAGUGUCGCAUGGACCCUUCUACUCCUGUGGGCCGUCGUUUCAACCACCAUAGCCGCCACUGCAAUCUCCCUUCUCUUAGUUCAAAGCCCCGCAGGCUUUUACGUCCAGCCAGAAGCAGAAGAGCUUCCCAAAGAGUACCCGCGUAGCCAUCUCAAAGCCCCGGCAUCGGCGGGCAAAUGCACCAACUGGAUUGCGAAGCCUCCAAGCGGAUGGGGUGUCCAGAAUCCAUGGACUUCCGUAAAGUACUUUUCUCGAAUCUCUCCAUGCCCUGUAGCGGGUCUGCCUAUAGAGGAGCUGGACAUGCACCUUAACUUCCGCCGCGCGUAUUCCCUCGGCUUCGAGCACGACGUGGAGGACAAGACGCAGGUGCUGCCCACCAUGCGCGCCGUGCUCGACCCCUCCAUGAACGCCAGGAAACGGCGUGUGCUGAUCGACCUGGGCGCGAAGAGCUUCGGCACGAGCGUGGCGUGGUUCCUGCACAUGUACCCGCUGGACUUCACGGAGGUGCACGCCGUCGAGGUCAAACCCACCGUCUUCCAACCGCCCGCUGGCCUCAAGGAGCUGAACAGCAUGGCGAUGGACCGCAAGUCACACGUGCUGCAGGCCCGGAGCGACUUCUCAGCGUUCCCCGCGUGGCUCAUUAAACGUGUACAUGCAUAUAACUUUUUCGUCUCCACAGCAGACAACCCGGAGCAGAACACAGUGAACGCCACGCGGUGGCUGCUGGAGGAGCUGAAGCUGACGGCGGGCGACAGCGUGGUGGUGAAGAUGGACAUAGAGACCUCGGAGUGGGGCAUCUUCGAAGAAUGGCUAACAAUGCCUGAGAUGCCUAAGAUUGUUGAUGAGUUGUUUGUGGAGAUACACUACAGCCAUCCCUCCAUGGCAGGUUUCAAUUGGUCGAAUUUCCCAAAAACACGGGAACAAGCCGGUGACAUCUUCAACAGGUUAAGGGCUGCUGGUUUCUAUGCACAUGCAUGGCCAUAAGUGGGCCAUGAUUACUGUACAUUGAGUACCAAAAUCCCCCGAGGGAAUAUUGAGGGUUGUUCUAAGACUUAGGGUUUCGGGUUGAGGGUACAUUGAAUGUUCAUGUGAGCUACGGAAGUUUUAGCCUUCCGUCAUUUUGGCGUACCCGAGCCAUCGGGCAAUUCGCUGUAAGUUCUCAUCACAAACCAGACCCCCUGUCUCAAACAAGCACUGUAGAGUGUCAGAACUCAGUCACGAACCACUGAUUUAA